AUGUACGAAAACAGUGUGGCGGGAGUCGGUUUUGGUGAUGGUGGCGGUGGUGAAGUCGCUGGUGAUGGCCAUGUUGGCGGCGGAAUGUCGAUUAUGCUAGACAUGGUGGGUACGCAAUGAGGGCUACUAGUGUCCAGAUUGCAGUGAAAUCCGAUAUUGUGGAUACGCAUGCGACCUUUUAGGCCCAUACGGUAAGUCGCGGCAUAAGGGCAGUGUGAAAAGUAAAGGCAGAUGCGGCGAGUGUAAGAUAGUGUCCCAGGCACUGGUUCGUCAGUCGUAAUUGACCAACGAAACGAUGUGAGGGGUGAAUGUGCGAUCGUAAACUGGGCAGACGCGGGCCCAGUUCACAUCGCUGGUGUAGGCGUUGGCGAGGCUGAUGUUUGUCUGUGCGUCAGUAUUAUGUGCAGAUGAAUGGAAAGCUCUGGCCGUCGCAGAACUUGAACAGACAAAGAUAAAAACCCAAAGUUCAUCUAAAUAAAUAUAUUCCAGCAUUCUACUCUACGCGAUUUAUUUGAAUCUGCAAGUGCAUUACUUGCAACGGGAAAGGUCAAUAGCUCACUGACAACAGAUAGGAAACGAAGAAGGUACGGUCAGCUGCAAUGGACUCUGAGAUGUUCACUAACGUCUACCAAGCUACCUAAGUUAAAUAAGUAGCCACUUGACUAUCUGCAGGAAACUCGCGAAAGGAACGCCGGCCACGUACGAAUAAGAUGAACACCCAGACAUUUGUCUUGCAAUAACGGGAUAUUGGCGAUACGCAUGUCUGUAGAGAGUGCAAAAAACCGGUCGCAGUCAUGAUGAGUGGCCGCAAAUAUUGAAACAGCGUACGUACGAAAGGGAAUAUAACGUGCUUUAAUAGGAAAACUAAUGCUUGACUUCCGUUUACGAUGAAUAAAGGCUCAUAUCUCAAAAUGGCUUAACCUACUGUCUGAGGUCAGAAUAUUCUACUCACUUUAUCACGAAAAUGAGAUUUUCAUCCCUUACCUCCCUAUUCAUAUUCAAAAACAGCAACCAGGUCAUUUUCUACAGACAAAUGGGCAGUGAAUAUGUGAAUUGAUAAAUUAUGAGUCCAAAUUUAACUCAAUGAACCGAUUAUUGUGAGGAUAGUUCAAGUCUAAGCUUCUGUAUUUCUAUCUCUUCGCACAAAAUAUAGCGCGCAAUGAAUGAGAAUACAGAAGCUCGAUUAGCCGAUGUGCGACAUAACAUAAGUCGGAAGCUGCGGCGCAUCGGGCGGGAAAACUUCGCAAAAAUUAGAUCAAAAUGCAAGGGAUGGGCAAUGUCACCUAUAAUGCGACCAGCAAAUUGCUUGUCCGCGUUGACGUGUCGUUGUAAAAUAGUGUAAGCUAAAAAAAUAUAAGAGAACAAUAAGUGAACUUCCUUUGCCGGAAGGUCCGCGUCUUAUCCGAAGUUAAUUCCCACAUCUCCUUAAAAAAUGGUUUAAUCAACACAGUUUAAGUCGGUGUAAUGAAUUUGCCAGUCGUUCGGCAAGUAACCGUACAAUAAGCACCUCACGAAACCCCUUCUCACGAAGCAGAACAUGGAUUCAUUAAAAUUACCCACCAAUAUAUCUACCAAACCGAUUAUUCUACCCGUUAGCGGCAAACAAUGGACUAAAUUACAUUUUCCCUAAUUUCCGGAAUGUCGCUUAUAGCUCUGAUGAGUUGUCUUUUCAUAAGAUGCUUUUCUCGACUGCUUCCGUCAAUUCUUCCGCUUCAGAGUACGUCUACAAAAGGCAAGGAGCCUUCUGCGUAUACUUUUAUCGUAAACCUGGUCGAAUAGUAUGCUUGAUUUGCGGCAUUAAAGAGUGUGGCUUUUUGGUCUCUCUAAUGGUAAUGACGAAGAUAUCAUUGAUGAAGUGACCGCAGUGCCUUAACUUAUUGAUGUGGUCGUUUAACUAAAUUUUUUCUAGAUUACCCAUGAAAACAUUGUCUUGGAGACGACAAAGAUGCAAUCUCAUAGCAAGUUCGCCAAUUUGUUGAUUUAUCUUGUUGUCAAUUUUUUAUUGUUAUAUCACUCAGUAACAUGAGGGCAGUUUUAGUGCGGAUUAGAAAACAGACAGAAUUGCAGAGAGCACCUCUUCUGCGGCAGUGUGGGUGCACCAGAUCUCGUUCAUUCCCGCUUUGCGUGAGGACGAAAUUAGGGGUUGUGUCCUGGUCUGAUUGCUGUCUUCCUAGUGGUCCACAUCUGAACGCUCGCAGGGAACCUCUGAAGGUUUUGCGUAACCUGAGUGCGCGCUAAUUGCUGACUCACGCGCGGGCCUGUUAGGCGAGACUGGCCUACGUGUUUGCGGCCUCGGGGUUCUCCGUCAGGCGUGAUGGACGGACGACAACAAUGCUGCGUCGUGUUGUGGACCGCCAAGUCAUUUAUAGUUCUGUGUAUAAUAAUGGACGUUGACGAGAGUACGUCGUGAACGUGUCAUGUAGCGUGGGCGAUACCGGAUACGUGGCCUAGUUUAAAGAAGGAUAAAUACAUUUUUCAGUCCUUUACAAAUUACCUGUCGUGAUCCUUCGUGGUCAUGAACACUUCUGGCUCUUUCACGCCUAAUCAUGUAUACACUAUUGGUAGUACGGGUUCUAGCUAAAAGCACAUGCAUGAAUUUAGCGGGUAUUUUGUCUUAUGAUAAAUCGUCACUGAAUCAUCAUUCACCUUCAGAGCUUUUGGCGGCGUUAUGGAGGCUAUGCAGACUUGUGCAAGAUCUCAGCCACAUUUUCAACCUCAAGAUAAAAACAAACUUUGUUUUUCCCCGACGUGCCUACGAGCCUAAAGAUAGGUCAAGUUUCGGAAUUUUCCAUACCCACCGUGAAUUUCUGCAAAAAGCUUCUGUACUUGACAGACAUAUGUGGUAUUUCUCCAACAACAGCCACACCAAGGAAAUACGUAAAGCUGAUCUUAUUUGCCAGCCACAAUUCUUAUAGUAACGCGCUUUGACUUUUUCACCGUUUCUCAAACCAAAUGCAUGUUCUGGAAAAAAUUGCAUUUUAACCGUUAGUUUAAUUAAUGGCCGUUCCAUGUGGUCGUUUUUCAAUCAGCCUCGCCAAGUGCUUUUUAAGUUUGUACAGUAAAUUUGUAACUUCUGUGUCGCUAGUAUUCCCUUGCGUUCGGUUUAAUUUCCCAGAGGUUUUGGUAUAUGGAGGUUUUUUGCGAGGUACUGUUUUAAUUGGUACUGAUGUAAGGCAUGCAAGCGCAUAUGGACCAAAAUUAAGAUUUGUACACAUAAUCCGGGAAAAAGCGAUAAGUCAUACUCAAUUUUUUUGUCUGCGUCCGUCUAUGACUGUUCAGUUCAUUAUAAUGUACUCAAGAAAUAACUAUUGUUAUGUAUGCGAAACAGAAGGUUAAUUGGAAAUAGGACUUGUACUGAGUAUGAUAUACAGCACAAGUGAGGAGGCUUGUAGACACGGCGGGGAAAUAUCAAGGAGGACUGUCAUAGGCUUAUGGGUGGCCAAUCAGCACAACGAAGGUCUGAACAGGGGGACAUGACCUUGAUCGUUCGCUUGUCAUGCGUAUGUGGCAUGAUGUCCUGUCGGCCCGGGCAGGAUAUGCUGCCUCCCUCCACCCUAAAUUGGAGAGCAUGAGGAGGAGGUGGGGAAACAGUAAAGGUAAUAGUGGAUAGUUAGAAAAUGUUCUAAUAAGAUUCGGCCUGAAAGCGUUGGACAGGUUUGCCGAUUCGGGUCGACCUUCUCAGGGCGGUAUUUUUUACCUUUGCGUCGCUUUGUGCAGUCACUGGCUCCUAUGCCGCUAAGGAGGAGGAGGAACAUACGCCUCGGUCGUCGUCGUCGUAGUGCUCUGUGCAGGCAGUAGGUGUUCAGUCCUCGGAAUUUCAGGAUCCCUACCAACGGUUGCUGCCAGUUCGAACUUUCCGAAUUCUCCACUUACCGUGUCCGUUCGGCUGCGAAAUGGGUCCAGAUGUCGACGCACAAUUACCCCAUCUUCUAACUCUUAUUGCACUCUUUUUACCUCGCUUGUUCGAACUACCGCUGGACACCAAUUCGUUUCGUUUUCCAGUCGCGUGCGGACAAUUUCGUUAGGCGCGACGUCUCGUGGUCGGGUGUUCGCAUCAUAUCAUGCUUUCAUCUUCGUCUGCUUUGCAAUGACUCUAUCAUGCGUUGACGGAUAAAGGAGGGCGAGUCUUGUGCGCAACUGCCGCUUGAACAUCAAUUCUGCAGGCGAAGCACCAGUUGCGUCGUUUGGUGUUAUGCGAGAGCUGAACAGAAAACGUGACAACUUGGUGGCCAAGUCCGCGUCCGUCUGCUUGGCUAGUCCAUGCUUUAUUGUCUGGACUGCACGCUCUGCGUGGGCAGAAGAAGCAGCGUGGUACGGGGCAGUAAUUAAAUUUCUUAUUCCAUUUUUUCCACGAAAUCUUCAAAUUCUGCACUAGUAAAAGCUGGGCCAUUGUCUGAAACGAUCAUUUCAGGUAUCCCAAAAUUGGGAAAAACUGUUCGCAGCUUGUUGACUGUAGUCAGUAGAGAACAAGUAUUUCCUGCCAGAUUCGCAUGAAUCCAUUUAGUGUGGGCGUCAACUACCACCAAAACCAUAUGGUCUUGGAAUGUCCCAAAAUAAUCGACGUGUACACUCUUCCACAGAGAGUCGGGCCAGGCCCGAGGCUUUAGAGGAACCUUCGGUAAGGUUUUCUGUGUUUUUUGGCACACGUGACAUGCUUUUAUCACGUUUUCUGUAUCUGCGUCAAUUUUGGGCCACUAAACACAGCUGCGGGCGAGAGCUUUCAUUCUAACUUUACCAGGAUGAUCACAAUGCUGGUCUCUGAUGAUGACCAGAGUCAGGCUAGUAAUAAAAUCACGGACACAUUGAUUGGAUUCUUGACGCAUUCGACAAAACCGGUACUGACCGAGAAAGACGUUGUCUUUUCCUCCCCACGCUGACUCGAGUUUUGUGAAGGCUGUUUGGAGAUCUAUAGGCUUUUGUAGAUUGAGGAUAUCGAAAUAUCAUUGUCCCAACUCUCCGAGAUUCGUCCGGAGGAGUUUCAACUUAGAUAGGAUGUCUAUUACUAUCGUGGGUGACAAAAUCGCGAGUAGUUCAAUAUAAUCCUCAGACGUCUUCCUCCAUUGCAACCACGAGUCAUUUGAGGGCUUCUGGGUGUUCUUUGGCCAGAAAGGUAACGGUGUAGGCAGCAAUGAAGACAUGUUCGUUAGGCUGCGUCGCCAAUGUUAUGUAUGCAAAACAGAAGGGCAAUUGGAAAUCGGACGUGUACUGAGUACGAUAGGCAGCACAAGUGAGGAGGCUUGGGGAAACGGCCGGGAAUAUGGCAAGGGGGACUGUCAUAGGCUGAUGGGUGGCCAAUCAGCACAAAGAAGGUGUAAACAGUGGGACAUGACCUUGAUCGUUCGCAUGUCACGCGUUUGUGGCAUGAUGACCUGUCGUUCCGGGCAGGAUAAGCUGCAAAUUUGGCUUGCAUUUUAAGGAGUUUACAAUAUUAACCUACAAGUGCUGCAUUCACCUUGGAAAAUGGAAAAUAGGAAACAUAGAUGCUGUCGGAUAAGAUGGCUUGAAGGCUGGUUUCUCCUAGCAUUGCGACGGCCUCAAGCGGUAUACGGCAUCAAGAACUGGCUCAAACUAAGUAAGACGAAUGUGUGGCGCAUAUUGGGGAUGGGGCGGAUUUUCUCGCUCAGAUCAUAGAGUAAUUAGUGGGAAAGGAGUAAAUGCGGCAUUGGAUAAUUUAUUCUUACUCAGUCGAAAUACCUAUAUGGGCUGGAUUUUGAACUAAUGCCUCUUAUGCAGGACGUAAGCGUGGUGAAAUCACGGCCAAUGGCGAAAGUAGGACCCGACGACGCGCCAAACAGAGGACCACGCCGAUGGCGUGAUACAUCCGUGAAGUUCGACCUCCGACCAGGGUGUACCGUAGCGACGAGCACGAGUGGUGGCUUCGCUCAGGCGAGCAAGCCGAUCAAUGGCUGGUCGAACGUUCGAGACUUCCCCGGGGAAUUCUGGCGGCCGCGACGGCCCAUCAUCAAACGGUGCGCGAUUGGCCGGAACGUUCUAGAACGCCCUCAACUGCUUUCAUGACAUUGUUCGGAAUGCUGAAGAACGCACAGGGCCUAACAUAAAUGAGUCGCCGUAUUGACGAGAAGCGACUCCCUGCGUUCGCAUGCUGUGAAUAAAGAGCUUGUUAAUAUAAGUUUGUGACUGCAGUGUGACUGUUCUGUUGUGUUGUGGCUAUUGUGAGACAGUUGUGUAAGGCCGCUCUGUCGGCGAUGAUUGCAGCAGUCGAAUCAACCCUUUGUCAGACGGAGGCAACAGAGGAGACUAAGAGCCUCAUCCGACACCAAGUGUCGUCUCUCCUGAUGGCCCACAGUCCGCGGGAAGUUCUUUCCAAGGUCGAGCGUAAUGCGCUUAGAUAACGCAAGGCCGAUAACGACGUGGUCAUCGUGCCAGCAGACAAAGGACGCGCUGCAGUUGUACUGGACAGGACAGACUACCUUCAAAAAACCAAAGGUUUACUGGAGAACCGACAUAUCGAUGUCCCUUGUGCAACGAACCCUUUAAAGGCGCUGAAACGCGAAAUUAAUGCUACGUUGCUGGCCUUGGAGAACACAGGUGCAAUAACACCGACCGACAGACGCAUGGCGAGACCCCAAGAUACCGCUUUAGCCCGAUUCUAUGGCUCCCUAAGGUGCACAAAGACGGCGCUCCUCUCCGACCCAUCGUGUCGCUAAAAGGGACUCCCACGUACGGACUGGCUAAGCGGCUGUUCCGGUGUCUUAAGUUCCUGACCGCUGAGUCAGACACAACGGUCUCUUCGUCAGCACAAUUCCUGGAGAAACCCAAAGGGGUAAGCAUCCAUCCAAAUGAGGUCAUGAUAUAUUUUGUUGUUACAUCCCUUUUUACUUCUCUUCCCCAGGACCUACCGAUCGAGACAAUUGAGCUGCUAGUACAAAGCAAAUACGAUGAAACGGAGAACCGUCUAGGACACGCCCAAGUCCUUCAACUCUUGAAGCUCUGUCUCAUGACGAACUUCACUUUCGACGGGACAUUCUGCGAACAGGCGAAGGGCACAUCAAUGGGUUCGCCGAUUUCGGGAUUCUUCGCCGAGGCGGUCCUGCAAUGGUUAGAGUCGCUGAUCUUCCAACACCACAGACCGAAAUUCUGGGCCCGGUAUGUGGAUGAUACCUUCGUCGUCAUCGAACGGCAUCGGGUGUUGACAUUCAAGGAACAUCUCAACGGCAUCUUCCGGGACAUUCAAUUUACGAUGGAGGAGGAAGAGAACAAUCAGCUGGCCUUUCUGGAUGUCCUCGUAUGUCGCAAAGAUUGCGGUGGACUAAAAACCAAAUGUUCAGGAAAGCGACAAAUACGAUGCAAGUUCUUAACUUCAACAGUAACCACCCAACCAGCCACAAACGCAGUUGUGUAAGGACGCUCUAUCGGCGUGUCGAAACGCACUGCAGUGAGCCAGAAGACAAAAUUGCUGAACUACAAUACCUCCGACAGGUCUUCAAAGCCAAUGGCUACCCGCGCAACUUCGUCGACCGAUGCAUACGCAAAAGGGACAUGGACACUAAGUCUUGGCGGGCACUUCCGUAUGUCAAGAACGUUUCGGAAGCUGUCGGCCGCCUUCUGGCACCACUUGGGGUUGAAGUUGCACACAGACAAGAUGCAACCAUCAGGCGUCUGGGCAUGAAACCGAAAGACCCACUGCCACGGCUAGAAACGUCUGGAGUGGUUUAUCGGAUCUGGUGCAGUUGCGGACAAAGCAACUUCGUCGUAGAAACCGGAAGACAGCUCCGAACGAGAAUGGGCGAACACGCGGCAGCGGUGCGCAGAAAUGACGCCAGCUCUCAAGUUGCGGCCACACAUUCAAAUUCGAUGAGGCCGAAAUUAUCGCAAGAGAUGACAACCACGUGAGCCGGGAGCUUUUGAAAUCAUGCUUUACUGGCCCCCCGUCCAUCAACAUGUGCAACGAUCUUCCCACUCAAUACUCCUUGCCAAAACUUCGCUUAGGCCGAGUAAUAUAUCAUGCGGGGAGCGCAGAAGUGAACACUUUUCCCAACACCGGGGUUAGUGCGUCAGAUGGUCGAGAAAUCAUCACGCCAACAUCCAACGCACGUGAGGAAAUUUCAGCAAUUGUCGACUCGACUGUCGGCCAUCAAGCAAUGAUCACACCAAGUGCGACGAUCCCGGAUGAAGGGGGGAGCCGUGGAUGUUGAUCGGUAUGCAGUAGCGUGGCUACUGCAUCCUAUAAAUACCGCAGCCCCUUGUGCAACAACGACCCGUUUCUGCUUUGUUGUCUCUGAUGAUGGAUUCGAGUAGGAAUCUGAAACGUCAGGCUAAUAAAGCUCUUGUUCCGGCUAUCGUGUGUCCUUCUUCAAAGCGCUUGUUCUCCGAACGUGCUGUUUUUCUGUCCAAACUUCCUUUCGUAUCAUAACAAAGUCCAUCUCAUGCGCAGCGCAUGGUCAAGUCCAGCUGUCGGCGAGUCAGCAGUUUGCGAAAGUAGCACCCGACGGCGCGCCAAACAGAGGACCAAGCCGGCGCGUGAUACAUCCGUGAAGUUCGACGGCCGACCAGCGUGUACCGUAGCGCCGAUCACGAGUGACGGCUUUGCUCACGCGAGCGAAUCGAUCAAUUGCUGGUCGAACGUUCGAGACUUCCACGGGGAAUUUGUGCGCCCGCGGCGGCCCAUCGGCAACCGGCGCGCGGUGGGCCGUAACGUUCUAGAACGCACUUAACUGCUUUCAUGGCAUUGUUCGCAGGCUGUGAAUUAAGCGCUUGUUCAGCGAACCAGCUCUUUUUCUGUCAAAACUUUCUUUCGCAUCGUAACAAAGUCCAUCUUAUGUGCAGCGCAUGGUCAAGUCCAGCUGUCGGCGCGUCAGCAGUUUGCUCUUUCGUGAAUACUUUGCUUGGUAUAAUAAAUUUAAUAAGCAUUUCCAAAUACUGAUCAACAUAAAUUUAUCAUAAAAUAAAACUUAUGGGUAUUUAAACGACUCCCUUAGGUAAGCGGUUUCGGUCCAGAUCGUAGGGAGAUUAGGGAAACGAAUGUGAUCAAGGUCUUAGUUAAGGGGAAAUGCCAAGGUUGACAAUUCUAAUCAGCCCCAAUUUAGGGAUUGAGUUUGGAGUCAGUUUUGAUCAUGGUUAUUACCACGGGUAAGGGCAUGUUGCUAAUUGCCACUUUUCCUGGAAUCGAUGGCAAAGCCGCAUUAAUUUCAGUGGCCUGCGUCUUAUUAUUGCACAGUUUGCGUAUACAAUAUCCGCUUUCUCAAGUCUGGAUUUUCAGACAGACAUUCUGUGACACAUUUACCGUUCAAACUGACAUUGAUAAAACUUUUAUCCCCUUUUAGAACCUUCUAUGUUGUCAUGACGAGAUUAUGGAUUUCGCUGUAGUAGGAAGUACUUUCACCUUCUAGGAUGCCAUUCACAAUAAAUGCAAAAUGUCACGACCACGAAUUUUCGUAGAAUUAACAUCAGUUCAAAUGUCGUACAAGAUGCAGGCGUCUUGGCUAAAAAGAAUUUGAUAUUAAGGUGAAAUCUAAUAGUGAAUAUACGGAUCGAAUGGAGCGUCUGGUUAAAUCUACCGCAUCGAUGCCGACAGACGGUAAUAAGACGUGGAGACGGGGAGUAUGAAAGUGGAAAUCAUCACGUGACGUCGAAAUUACUGAGGCGAAACACUGAGUUGUUGUUUGGACGUCAAGCGGAGGAAAAAAAAUAUUGCGACGAGUUAUUCACAGUCGGGCUAGAAUAACUUUAUCUAAAAGUUUCCGUGACACGGUUCGAGAAUAAAGACAGUGCAAGCGCCAGAAGAAGAAAAAAGUGUAGUUGACGGCCAAUAACAUUUCCGUAAAAAAGGCUUCAACAUUAUAAAUAGCGAACGAAAACGAAAGACAGGUUAAGAACAGCUUUCAAAUGCUAAGUAUCACGCAUUGGAUCAGGAAGUUCAGGGCAUGUGUGGCAUACAUGCUAUUAUUAAUAGGUAAGUCUAGGAAGAAAGACGGCAACAAAAUUAUCCAAAAACUAAAAGAAGAACAAUAGUAUAGGAAGAAAGGCAAAAACUUCCAAUGUUCAAUAGCAAAUAACUAAGAGAAAAAGCUGUGCAAAGAAAAAAAAGCAAAAAUACAUAACUGUUAUCGAGAAAAAGAUUCAAAUGGAUAUUUAUUUACUUCCAGCAAGCCCAUCCAAAUAUCCAACCUAUGAAGCACCAACCUAUGAACUGUGCAAGGGGGAACACACAGAAUGCACAUCUGUCACGUACAGAGCAGAAGACGAAAGCAAGGGUUCAGGCUGUCGUUUAGCCUGCGCAAGACAUCGAGAUAUGUACCUUCUUAACUCAUGCAUUCCUUCUUUUCGUCAACUCUGUGUGUUAAGUCUUGCUAAUUUACAUGUCCGUACGCAAAGGUAAACUUUAUGUGUCACUCGAACGAUUGCUUUUCCUUCAGAUAACCUAACUGAGAAUUUGACCGUUUACUUCUGUGAGAAACCUGACAAGCCCUGUAUGCCCUACACCGUUUUUGGACGGCAAGAUUAUAGCGAGAACUUCGAAAGACACGUGAUGUGUGUCAAGGUUUGCCACUUUGUCGGAAAGGGUAAGCUACCACAUCGUACGCCAGGUAGUCUUGCGGCUUCUUCUACUUGUCCGAUAAAAUGCUUCAUACAUUUGCCUGGGUUUGCCAUAAAUUAUUGCAAGUGUUUCUACGCAGCUAACUACCUUACCUCAGACAAAAAUAUUGUUCAAUUUUAGCUGAGCAUAGCGAUGCGAAUUCAAUUUCACUGUGCUCAAACACUAAGGACCCAUGCGCUGACAUAAAGAGAGUAAAUGGAAGUUUUGAUGCCUUCAGCAGAUGCGCUUUCAAAUGUGAUGGAUGGACAAAUCGUAAGUUUUUUAAGAUUUUAUCAUAAGAAAUGUGAUAUUGUUUUCAAUGUUAUCAGUAUUGCAUGCCCAGCUGCUCUGGUUGUUACGUAGUGUCAUUUUGUUGAAGCCGAAAACAGUCGGGAAAACACAGCCUUCUUCACAAUUCAGAACGGUUCUUUGGAGGAAGGCAAAUACUUUUCGAACCCAAAGGCUGGAAAUGCGUUUGCCGGCCUGAAGAACUGCUUCGGAACUUGCAUAUCAGGUGAUGCGCAAUUUUCAUUUUAUAAAUUUGCCGAUUCUGCUCUGCUUAUUUCCCAAGUACUCGCAUUUUUCAAUUCGCCAUCCCGUUUGUCGACUCUUGGACAUUUGUCAUACUGAUUCUUAUUAUCCUUAAUCCUCUUGCGCAUAUCUACGUGCGAAUGCGUUUGCGUUUCUAUCUUUUUCCUGUCAAGCUACCUUUUCAGUUGCUCUAUUUUAGUGCUAUGUUCGUUUUGAAUAUGACAUACUUCAUAUUUUCUCUGUGCGGUUGUUGAUUAUAAUCGGAUUGUCGGUAGAAUGCUUAUUCUUCAUAUGCGUUUCACACGCAUUACGCAAUUCCCGCUAGUAAAUAAACUCUUCUGUACAUAUGUCUGUCCGUCCUCAUAUGAUAUCAAUUGCUUUUUUAUUUUAGCUUAA
Messenger RNA from Spirometra erinaceieuropaei, 11464 nucleotides. NCBI's taxonomy places the organism in Eukaryota, Metazoa, Platyhelminthes, Cestoda, Diphyllobothriidea, Diphyllobothriidae. The record is from the annotation of a GenBank genome assembly.